This is a messenger RNA of Salvelinus fontinalis (brook trout), 3476 nucleotides long. It is a transcript of the gene birc2, whose product is annotated as baculoviral IAP repeat containing 2. The coding region runs from base 1469 to 3379 and encodes 636 amino acids. The record is from RefSeq and is a predicted model, not a curated record. Gene Ontology annotation, cellular component: nucleus; cytoplasm. The transcript is spliced from 17 exons. Gene Ontology annotation, biological process: regulation of apoptotic process. Lineage: Eukaryota; Metazoa; Chordata; Actinopteri; Salmoniformes; Salmonidae.
AGUCGACUCAUAGAUAUACGGUUCCACAUGUAGUAUUUCUGGUUAGGCUGCUGUAAAGUUUAGUUAUACUUCCUCCCUGUGAUCUGCCUGCAAACUGUUGGACAAAGGGGACUAUAGACCGUGGAAUGUAGUACUUGGUUUCUUCUCGGUUCUCGGUCGUCGUCAUCACAGUUAGUGGGAAGUGACAGCUGAAUAGCAGACAGACCGCAGAAGGGGAUUUCCACAGACUCGCCUUUGAGGUAUUUCUGGAGGGUGUUAUCGACAUUUAUGCAAUAAAGGAGGACAACUUUUAUUCUCCCAUUUAAACCUUUCUCUCAGACAAGAGUUAUUUCUUGUUCUGGUUAAUCUCUGCUGCCAUGGAGACGUAAACAACCCCAGGAGGGGUGUUCCAAUCAGGGGGAGAGGGUUGACCAGCCAUACCCAGGGCUGUGUGUGUGUGUGUGUGUGUUCUGUUCAUAUUCACCAAGCGGACAGAGUAGUGUGGCCUAGUCUGGUUGUUACAGGCAGGCAGACAGACACUUCUCUGUGGCUCAGACAUGACUGACUACUUGCUUUUUAUAAAAUCAUCUGCUAAAUGGCAUAUCAUAUAUUAUUAUAAGGUGUUCUGGCAUAUUGUGGUAUUAUUAUGACAGAAGGUGUUCUGUCAUAUUGUGAUAUAUUAUUAUUAUGACAGAAGGUGUUCUGGCAUAUUGUGAUAUAUUAUUAUUAUAACAGAAGGUGUUCUGUCAUAUUGUGAUAUAUUAUUAUUAUUAUGACAGAAGGUGUUCUGGCAUAUUGUGAUAUAUUAUUAUUAUUAUGACAGAAGGUGUUCUGGCAUAUUGUGAUAUAUUAUUAUUAUUAUAACAGAAGGUGUUCUGGCAUAUUGUGAUAUAUUAUUAUUAUAACAGAAGGUGUUCUGGCAUAUUGUGAUAUAUUAUUAUUAUGACAGAAGGUGUUCUGGCAUAUUGUGAUAUAUUAUUAUUAUGACAGAAGGUGUUCUGUCAUAUUGUGAUAUAUUAUGACAGAAGGUGUUCUGGCAUAUUGUGAUAUAUUAUUAUUAUUAUGACAGAAGGUGUUCUGGCAUAUUGUGAUAUAUUAUGACAGAAGGUGUUCUGGCAUAUUGUGAUAUAUUAUGACAGAAGGUGUUCUGGCAUAUUGUGAUAUAUUAUGACAGAAGGUUGGCAGUUUCUCUUCUUUAGGUUGUUAGUCAGAUCAGUUCUGAAACCUUCGGUUUCAUUUCCAGGCUGAUGUGUGAGAUGACGGGAAACGCAUACUGUUUCCAUCAAUCACUUGUGUGUGUGUGUGUGUGUGUGUGUGUGUGUUCCCCCUGGGUUACUCAUCCCUCUCUCCCUGAGGAGAAUGGCCCUUUCUUUUCUCUAAUUCUACAAACUCUUCAUCAAAAAACUCCAUCUAGAAGCUAAAUCUAGACUCUAAUAUCUGUAUAUCUAGAUUCUAGGCUGUCUAUCUAGACUGUCUACCCUCUUUGUAAAUGGACACCCUGGUCCAUCUCCAGAACAGCCCGUUCCUCAUUGGUUUGUGUCGAAACGGAGCCCCAGUUGACCUGCAGUAUGACAACUCCUCAGAACUGUUCCGUAUCUCGACCUUUGCCCUCUUCCCGGCUGCAGCGGUAACAGAGCGCACCCUGGCCAGGGCAGGAUGGGUCUAUACUGGCGUUGGAGACCGGGUGCAGUGUUUCAGGUGUAAGGUGACGGCGGAGGGCUGGCAGACAGGUGACUGUCCUACUGAGAGACACAGACAGCUGUCCCCUUCUUGCGCCUUCAUCCAGAGUCUACCCUCUACUGCCAACCUCCUCUCGUCUUCUCACAGCGCCUUCUCUCCGCUAUGCAGCGCACACGUCAUACCGGUGUCAGGACCUGGCCCAGCCCCCGUCUCCGCCCCUAACCCGGUGUCCGGUGAAGAGCCCGGUGUCCCGCCCCCCUCCAGCCCACUGAGCUCCCGAGAAGUAGAGGACAUGUCCCACCAGAGACCCCCUUCCUGUCACAACCCCAGUAUGAGGAGAGAGCAGGACCGUCUGGACUCCUUCCACUCCUGGACCCUGUCCAUCAUCACCCCCUCUGAGCUGGCUACGGCUGGCUUCUAUUACCUGGGGCAGGGAGACCGCGUGGCCUGCUUCACCUGUGGAGGACAGCUCAGUAACUGGGAACCAGGGGACCGGGCCGUGUCGGAGCACCAGAGACAUUACCCCAACUGUCGCUUCGUCAGAGGAGACCGGGCCGACAACGUGUCCAUGGCGGGCGGGGCGGGAGGUGUAGGAGUGGCCCCCGGGGCAGUAGCCCCUGUCUCUAGCCCCCCAGGCCUCAGUAACGUGUCUAACCCAGCCAUGCAGCAGCGUGAGGAGAGGUUGCUGACCUUUGUCCACUGGCCCUUACGUAUCCCUGUUCGCCCCGACCAGCUGGCCAAGGCAGGGUUCUACUACGUCGGGCGUAAUGAUGACGUGAAGUGUUUCUGCUGUGACGGGGGUCUGAGGUGCUGGGAGUCAGGUGACGACCCCUGGGUGGAGCACGCCAAAUGGUUCCCUAGGUGUGUGUACCUGCUCCAGGAGAAAGGUCAGGAGUUUGUCCAUCAGAUCCAGGCUCGUUUCCCUCGGCUCUUUGAACAGCUCCUGACCAAUGGGGACAGCAUCUCCAGGGAGUUUGUGGACCCACCAAUGGUCAACCUGGGUCCAGGUGAGGAGCGGUCGGAAGAUGCAGUGAUGAUGAACACUGCGGUGGUUGUGUCGGCUCUAGAGAUGGGAUUUGAGCGUGGCCUGGUCAAGCAGACGGUCCAGAGUAAGAUCCUGACCAGCGGAGAGAACUACAAGACGGUACAGGAACUGGUCUCAGACCUGCUGUCUGCCGAGGACCAAAAGAGAGAGGAGGAGAAAGAGAUGCUGGCCGAGGAGAUGGCUUCUGAUGGUAAUUCGUUCUUGAAGAGACACCAGGCAGCGUUGGUCCAGCGUCUGAAGAGCGUUGAGUCUGUCCUGGAGCACCUCCGAGAGCAGAACGUGAUCAGUGGAGAGGAAUACAGUGGUCUCCAGGACCAGUCCUCCCAGCAGCAGACAGCCAGACUGAUAGACUUGGUGCUGACUAAAGGAAACGCAGCAGCUGAGGUCUUCAGGAACUGGAUCCAGAAGAACGAUGUCUACCUGCUCAGAGACCUCAUGGCCCAAGCAAAUGAAGCCUCAUCACCAAGUCAAGAUCUCUCAGAUCUGCCGAUGGAGGAGCAGCUACGGCGGCUGCAGGAGGAGCGGACCUGUAAGGUGUGUAUGGACAAGGAGGUGAACAUGGUGUUUAUCCCGUGUGGUCACCUGGUGGUCUGUAAGGAGUGCGCUCCCUCCCUGAGGAAAUGUCCCAUCUGCAGAGGACUGGUCAAGGGCACCGUCCGAACCUUCCUCUCCUAGAAGACCGAAGAGGAACCAGGCAUGAUGAUAGGCUCUGGUAGAUCUGUACCAUGUGUGAAAUAAAAUAAAUAACUCAAAUAAAGUAUUGUGCUUUUCA